Oryctolagus cuniculus (rabbit) is the source of this 2012-nucleotide messenger RNA. RefSeq names its product T-cell surface glycoprotein CD1a. Gene Ontology annotation, molecular function: endogenous lipid antigen binding; lipopeptide binding; exogenous lipid antigen binding. Gene Ontology annotation, biological process: positive regulation of T cell mediated cytotoxicity; immune response; antigen processing and presentation, exogenous lipid antigen via MHC class Ib. Lineage: Eukaryota; Metazoa; Chordata; Mammalia; Lagomorpha; Leporidae. Gene Ontology annotation, cellular component: external side of plasma membrane. The record is from RefSeq and is a predicted model, not a curated record.
AUGAGAGACUGAGUAGGAGGCUGAGCAUUUUGGGAAGGAGCAGCUGUUCCUUGUCACAGAGAGGCGAGGUUUGCCUGUUGGUUGCAAGAGGAAGUCAGAAUAGAGAUAUUGUGGGGUAGGUUUGCUUAGAACAGAAAUCAAAGAUCAACUUUUUUGAGAGAAAGAAACAACAUCUGAAAUGCUGUUUCUGCUGCUUGCAUUCCUGGUUGCUCUCCUCCCAGGUGGGGACACAGUUGAGUUCAAGAAGCCUAUCUCUUUUCAUGUCAUCCAGAUAUCAUCAUUUUACAACCGUUCCUGGGCAGAGAACUUGUUCUCAGGCUGGUUGGGUGAGCUGGAGAUUUAUCGCUGGGAUACAGAGUCUGGCAGCUUUGUUUUCCUAAGGUCUUGGUCCAAGGGCAACUUCAGCAGCAAGGAGUGGAUGGACUUGGGAGAGUUUCUUCAUACACAUCUCAUCAGUUUUACUCAGGAAACUUGGAAGUAUGCCCAUCAAUUGCAGGCGGAAUAUCCUUUUGUGUUGCAAGUGGCAGCAGGCUGUGAGCUGCACUCUGGGGAGGCCUCAGUAGGCUUUGUACAGGAAGCUUAUCAAGGCACAGAUCUUCUGAGGUUUCAGAAUAAUUCGUGGCUGCCGUCACCAGAGGGUGGAAGUAAGGCCCAGGACGUCUGCAGACUACUCAACAAGUAUGAAGGCCUCAAGGAAAGAGUACACUGGCUCCUCAGUGACACCUGCCCACGUUUUGUCUUGGGACUUCUUGAUGCAGGCAAGGCUGAUCUGCAGCGACAAGUGAGGCCUGAGGCCUGGCUGUCCAGUGGCCCCCGUCCUGGGCCUGGCCGUCUGUUGCUGGUGUGCCGUGUCUCUGGCUUCUACCCAAAGCCUGUGCAGGUGAUGUGGAUGCGGGGUAACCAGGAGCAGCCAGGCACCGAGCGAAGUGAUAUCCUGCCCAAUGCUGAUGGGACGUGGUAUCUCCGAGUUACCCUGGACGUGGAGGCUGGGGACGCGGCUGGCCUGUCCUGUCGGGUGACGCACAGCAGUCUAGGAGGCCAGGACAUCGUCCUCUACUGGGAACAUCACACCUCUAUCGGCUUCAUCCUCCUGACAGUAAUAGUGCUCCUGGUUCUUCUGGCAGGCCUUGCAAUUUGGUUUGGGAAGCGAUGGACACAUAACUGCUCUCCUUGCACUGUUGCCUCUUUGAAAUGAGAACCUAGCAACCCAGCAACUUGGAGUAUACCUGAACACAACAUGACAAUGACGUCUUUAAUUCCCUCUAUAAAACUUUUAUUGUUGUUUAUUUAUGUUUAAUGAUCAGUUUUCAAUACCAGAUGUAAUGUAGCUGGAUUUGUUGUUCUGACCUGGGUUCUGGAAUUUUAAAAUUCACGUUUUAGCUCUUAGUAGAAUGGUUCUUAGCAGCCUUCUCCUGUUCAGAUGCUAGUGGGUCAUCAGGCUUAUUUCAGAUGUCACUUCCUCCAGAAGUCCUUCCCUGAUUCUCCAGUGGGAAGCAGUUUCUCCAUAGUCUGAGCUCCUGCCGCUUCCACAAUGUAUUUUGCUAUCUGUACUCCUUACACUUUAUCGACUUUUUUGCAAGUAUGUACGUAAUUUCCCCUACUACCUUUACAACUAAAGUUCAGCUUUUAAAUAUAUAUAUAUAUAUAUAUAUAUAUAUAUCCAGGGUGAAGUGCCUUGUCUGCAUUUCACUCAUUAAAAUAUGUCAAAUUUGGGGCUGGCUCCGUGGCAUAGCAGGUGAAGCCACUGCCUACAGUGCUGGCAUCCCAUGUGGUCCAGCUCUCUGCUAUGGUCUGCAAAAGCAGUAGAAGAUGUCCCAGGUCCUUGGGACCCUGCCCCUGCAUGGGAGCCUAGAAGAAGCGCCUGGCUCCUGGGUUCGGAUCUGCUCAGCUCUGGCCAUUGAGGCCAUCUGGGGAGUGAACCAAUGGUUGGAAGACCCCCGACCCUGCCUCGCCUCUGCCUUUCUAUAACUCUGACUUUCAAAUAAAUAAAUAAAUCAUUAAAAAAUGUUAAA